AUGCGUGGUAAGGGUUUUAUAGUGAAUGUAUUAGUUGAUGUUAAGGAAUCACCCUCUUCCUCCUCCUCGCCCUGGCCGCCCUCACGCACGCAGCCGACGCCGCCCACAAAAACGACGCACGACUUCUCUUCGAAAACGCCGACAAAUCCGUCACCAUCGGCGUCGACUCCCUCGUGUACAUCGGCGUCAUCUUCGUCGGAUUGCUCUUGCUCAUAUCUCUCCUGGGGCUCUCCGGGACGUCGGCCGAGGUCGCUCAGCCCUACGAAUACGUCUCCGCCACUGAUUAUGGUGCCGCCCCAGCCUACGAUGAGAAGAGCACCUUCAAAGUGCACCAAGUUAUUGAGGAUGCCAUCAACAAGUUCCAGUAGAGACCGCGAGGCUAAAAUCUCUUGCUGAAAAUGGCGAAAAAUAAAGACCUUUCCUCUAAGUUCCAAUAGAGACCGCGAGUUUAAAAUGUCUCGCUGAAAAUGCGAAAAAAUAAAGACUUUUUGUUUAAGUUCCAGUAGAGACCGAGGCUAAAAUCUCUUGCUGAAAAUGGCGAAAAAUAAAGACCUUUCCUCUAAGUUCCAAUAGAGACCGCGAGUUCAAAACGUCUCGUUAAAAAUGGCGAAAAAUAAAACCUUUCGUCUAAGUUCCAGUAGAGACCGCGAGGCUAAAAUCUCUCGCUGAAAAAUGGAGGGAAAAAUCA
Molecule: messenger RNA, 688 nt
Organism: Penaeus vannamei (Pacific white shrimp)
Lineage: Eukaryota; Metazoa; Arthropoda; Malacostraca; Decapoda; Penaeidae
Source: RefSeq, a predicted model, not a curated record